This is a messenger RNA of Nilaparvata lugens (brown planthopper), 2461 nucleotides long. RefSeq lists its product as uncharacterized. NCBI's taxonomy places the organism in Eukaryota, Metazoa, Arthropoda, Insecta, Hemiptera, Delphacidae. The transcript has 2 exons. The coding region runs from base 581 to 1771 and encodes 396 amino acids. The record is from RefSeq and is a predicted model, not a curated record.
AUUCAUGCAAGUUACAUUGUGAGAACCUACAGCAGUCAGCAGUUUCAAUACAACUUCAUAGAACUCUCCUGGAACUGUUGGAGCCAGCUUUCUCACGCAUCGAGCGUCAGUCCUGCUUACAACAUCGAAGCGAGAGGUACUCACUUUAUCAAAAUUCACUUGUUUAAAUUGUUUUAUUCCAAAUUUUGUGUUUUGUAAAAAUAAAGAUUUCUUUUUAAAAAGAAAUCUUACUGAACGCAUUAUUUAGCUGGCGCAGUCGGUAGGACGAUCGGGAUUAAUGAACAUAAUCUUCAGUUUUUAAACUGUUAACGAUCGUUUGUAAUAUAAGGACCUCGCGUUCGCGACAUCCGAAAAGUGUGGUGAAUUAUCAAGCUGUGAAACACCAACAUUGUGAAGUGCAGUGGAUAUCAAACUUCGAUAUCAUCAUCACCAAAUCUUCUUCAUCGAUCGUGCAUCAUCAACGCUGAAAGGACAUCAGAAGAGAUGAGCAUAGCAUUCGUUUUAGUGUAAGUCUUAAUUUUAAGUUUUAAUAUUGUAAUAUUUUAGUUUGGUUAUUCUCGAAACAUUUAAAUAUUUCAGAAUGCCUAAUCAAUCAGUAGAUACAGCACCCUCUGCUGCUACCCCUGUUUUAAGAAAAGAAUUUCUGGAUAUGAUACCAGAAUUCUCUGGAGAGCCAUUAUUAUUAAACAGAUUUGUAUCGAUUUGCGAUAAAGUAGUUGCUAAGUUUUUUGUACAAUCGAAUCCCGAUGAUUUUCAAAAUGAAUAUCUAUUUUCUACUAUUAUUUCUAGACUCAAAGGUAGAGCUUUAGAACUUGUAACCAGUGGAAACACUUAUGCUUGGCCUGAAGUGAGAAGAGUACUUCUCGACGGCUAUCUUGACAAACGUGAUUGUUUCACGUUGAAUAUUGAAAUGACAGAAUUGAAACAAGAAAGUAGCGAAAGCCCUUUUCAUUUUCACGAGAGAAUUCAAAAGAUUCUCAACUUACAACUUGCAUAUUUCCUUACGAAGAUGGCAGCAAACUCAACUAUUCUAUGCGAAUACGCAAAGCAGCUUGCCCUUAGGGUAUUUUUGAGAGGUCUGAAUGAACCUAUAGGAUCACUGAUGAGAACAAAAAACCCUUCAAGUCUAAGUGAAGCUUUGAGUAUGAUCACAAACGAAAUGCAGUACAAAAACAGAAAUAGUAAUUAUAAUUUCAAUCUCAAUAAGAGACCAAUCUCACAACCAUUCCAACAACUUCCUCUGACUAAACAAAUCCAACACUUUCCUCAUACUAGACCAAUGCAAAACUUUCCCCAAAACAAGACUUAUCCGAACUUCCAAAACCAAUCACAACAAAGACCAAUGAUUACACAUCAAAAUAGCAAUCAACAAUUUCGCAACUUCAGUUCAAUGAACCAACAGAGACCAAUGUUUCAAAGGCAAUUUUUCGGUCAACAACACAGACCACAAAUGCAAUCGCAACCAACUCCAAUGAGUAUUUCAACCAGAAACACUGAACUUGAACCCCCGAAAAAGAACCCCAGAUUCAAUCAACUGACAACCGAAUUCGCUACAAACAAUGACGAAUUACUCAAUACUAACAGAAACGAACUCUUGACUGACAAUUUCUCAAAUGAACCGUUCAAUUACCCCGAAAUGACUGGAAAUCUCAUGAACAAUUUUGAAAACUUGGAAUUGAAUGAUGAUUACAAUAAUCAAAUGACUUCCGACCAAACAGAACAAAAUCAUUUUUUAGGAGAAACGAGCCUCGGAACAAAUUUUCAAUUAUGAACUUGCAAACAAAAGAUAACGAACUCUCUUACUUUCUAGACCCACAAACGAACUUUCGAGUACUGAUUGAUCCCGGAAGUACGCAAUCCUUUAUAAAAAAGGUAAUUGCACAUGAAGGUUUUAAAGAUUCCUUGAAACCAACACCAUUUGAAGUUACUACAGCCCAUGGUAAAUCAAAAGAAAAAUUCAGUGCUAAAAUACCAUUCCUAGGAAGAAAAUUUGAUUUUUUCGUAUUUGAUUUUCAUAAAGAUUUCGAUCUCUUGUUAGGAAUGGAUGCUAUAAAGCAAUUGAGAGUAAGAUUGGAUUACAUUAGUAACAAACUUUACUAUGGAAACAACAAACAAGUACCAAUACUGUAUUACAAUACAACUUUGCAACACAAUGAACCUUCUAAAGUCAAUAAACCUCGUCAACUGUGGACUUACUUGAUUGAAGCACGUAGUCAGAAAACAAUAUCAAUUCCGAUAAAAAACGUGUCAAACGGAGAAUGCUUUCUCAAAUACCAAAAUCUCUCUGGACUAGAAAUUCCACAAUCUAUCCUAAAAGUUGAAAACAAUAAAGCAAUCUGUCUAAUUACAAAUUCAUUUACGGAAGAUAAAAAAUUGACAAUCACACGACCUUUUGAAGUUGAAAAUUUGGAAAACUAUGAACUAGUCCCUCAUUCAAAAUCCACCUCAUCUCCAAACAGUA